CUAGUUAUGGUUUCAAGGAUUGUCUAAAAAUACUUCUUGAAUGCCAUGCCGUCAUUAAUGUGUACGACCGUCAUAAGAACACACCAUUGAUUCUUGCUGUAAAGGGUAAUCAUUUAGAAUGUGUUCGGCAUAUUCUCGAAUAUAAUGGCAGCGUCAAUCAGAGAGACUAUGUCGGACGCACUGCCUUACAUUGGGCUGCAGAGUUAGGACACAUUCAAUGUGUGACACUUCUUCUAAAGUACGGAGCACAUCCCGACAUACAGGAAUUCACAAAUGCCAACACAGCCCUUAUGCUAGCUGUCAAAUCGCAACAGAUGGAGAUUAUAAAUAUUUUCGUGGCCAGAAAAACUAACCUUGAUGCUAAAGAUGCACUAGAUAGAACUGCGUUGCAUCGGUGUACAGACAUGGGUGAAUUGGAAUUUACAAAGAUUUUAUUGGAAGCUGGUGCGAAUCCAAAUAUCCAAGACAGACACGGAGAUACGGCACUGUUCGUAUCUUGCAAGCGAGGUAAUAGAGAACUUGUAUCAUUAUUGAUAAAAUAUGAACAUUAUGUGAAUGUAACUGAUAAAAUGAAACGAACCAUUCUACAUUGGAUAGCAGAGUUGGGGCAUACUCAUUUAGGUAAUUUAAUCCUAGAAAACGGUGCAUUUCCUGAUCCAAUAGAUGUUCUGGGUGAAACCCCGUUAUCUGUAGCAGUUCGUUUCAAACAUAUCAACAUUGUGAAGCAACUUCUCAAAGCAAAGUCUGAUGUGAAUGUAAAGGAUCACAAGGAGAAAACACCAUUGCAUUAUGCCUGUGACACAGGACAGCGAGAGGUGGUUAAAUUGUUGUUAAGAUCACAUGGUUUACCGAACACCCAGGACAAAUCAGGUAUGACUCCAUUAAUGAUCGCCUCGCGAGCUGGCUACAUAGAGAUCGUCAACAUGCUUCUCUGUAGGGUCACUGAAGUCAAUAUUACUGACAACUGCAACAAAACUGCGCUGCAUUGGGCUGCGGAAUAUGGGCACGUGUCUGUCGUUGAUGCUCUAAUUGGAGCCGAUGUAAAAACAAUGAUUGAGGACAAAAAUGGACAUACACCAUAUACCCUUGCGAUUGGAAACAGUCAUUAUGGUGUUGCUGAGCUAAUUAUGAAAUCUAAGCCCGAGCAGACAUUUUAUUGCAGUUUUGACACGAGUUCAUUUUCCAAAAGUAUAGACGAAUUCAAUGAGUAUAGGAUUAGACACCAUGCAUCUGUUAGUGCUACUAAAAAUUCAGAAACUCAAACCGACUCAAACUGGUUGAUACCAUCCAUACAGGAGCACGAUCACACAUCAAAUGCUGACCAGUUGGACCAUCCGGACAAUCUCCAAAAUCAAGAACUAGCAAUUAUGACAAACGAUACCUUGGCCAGUUUAUCAGACACAGAAUCAACUGACCAAUGUAGCAAAGAUAACGAGAUGGAAAUUCCAAAGUUCAACAGAUGGAGGGAAAGCUUAAAGGGAAGAAAAACUGGGUCUGCCCCAAUAUUGGCUAGUUUAAAACAACGAAACAAUCGGAACACAUAGAAUGCAUUAGUAGGCCGUCAUAAGGUCUAGAUUUGAUAAAUGUUGAUAGAUUAUUGUUUAACUCACUGUAUAAUAGUCAUACCAUCGACUGUCGGGAAAGUAUGCAGUUACUGAAGUGGCUCCCUGAAAUAAUAAACACGUUUCGCAGAUAAAAAUUGCAAUACUGAUAGGAUUAAACAAGUCAUGUAGUCCAAUGGGAUAGUAACGAGUUUGAAAGCUACAUUCCAUCCUUGCUGCAAGGGUAUUUUACAAGUAUAUUUAGGCAUAAAUGAAGCCCUUUGAAGAAGGAUGGUACAUUCAUAUAUUACUAAACACUAUUUUUCCAUGAAUUUACGUGUAGUAGUGCAUUAGCAAACUCACCUCAUCCAAAACGGGUGUAAUCAUGAAUGCAGGCCCCCACAAGAAUUGACGAUCUAUGUUAUGUGUGUUAGAAUCCGAUGUGUACCUGCAUAACGUGAAACAUAUUUUACAUCACAAUAACAUUAUUUUGAUUAGUUGCAUGUUUACAGGAAUCACUU
Messenger RNA from Owenia fusiformis, 2062 nucleotides. Lineage: Eukaryota; Metazoa; Annelida; Polychaeta; Sabellida; Oweniidae. The record is from the annotation of a GenBank genome assembly.